AUGUCGACAAGUCAAUCCAAGAAGCGUAAAACAGAGGAAAAUUCUCAGUCUCUUGAAAACUUGAAAGAGAUGACCUUCGAUGAUGUUCCUUUGGACCUAGCGAUGGAGAUAUUUAUGAGACUGCCUGUGAAAUCCGUAGCUAGGUGUCUCCUACUUUCCAAGUUUUGGACCGAAGUGAUCCGAAGUCGGCGUUUCAUCACGUCUUUCGAGGUUCGGUCUUUGUUGCAGCCUCGUCUACUAGUCGUGUUUAUUUUGACUGAUACACAACGGAACUGCGAAGAUUGGUACUUCUUCUCGCUGUCUUCAUCAUCGUCAACAACGUCUUAUCUAUCACGUGUUACAUGUCCACUUCCAGAUUCUGUGUACCAUUCUCAUUAUGUCAAUGGCUUAAUAAGCAUUGGAUAUGGUCUAGAGAAACGCGUAGCUAACCCUAGCACCGGUACAUCCUUGAUAGCUUUACCUAGAGUCAAAACCACAAGUACUGUCCCCUCACAUUGCUUUUUCGGAUACGAUCCGGUUAAUGAUGAAUACAAACUAUUGGUAUUGUGCAUGAAAGAAAAAAAACAACUUGAAUUUCGUCACGACCGCUAUCAACUUCGAAUAUUACAACGAUCAUCUCGACAUCAAGUAGUCACAUUGGGAGCUAAGAGGAAACGAUGGAGAAAGAUUGAUUACAGAACUCCUCAUGGUCCUGUACUUAACAGUGUGUGCAUAGAUGGUGUUUUGUAUUAUGUUGCUUUUACGGGCGCUGAUAUGUCACAGCUGAGCUUAAUGAGAUUCGAUUUGGAGUCUGAAGAGUUGGAUCUUUUUACUAGUUUAUCAGUAGACUUUAUGGCUGAGUCUCUACAUGGUUCCACUUUAAUGAACUACAAGGGGAAAGUAGCCUUAGCCACUAAAUCUUCAGUUUAUAAGUUUGAAGUGUGGGUUUUGGAUCAGCAUGCCAAAACACAUGGAUGGUUGAAGAAAAGUUUCGUCAUUACGGGAACUAAGAAAAUUUUAAAACAACAUAUUAAUAUAGAUAUCAUAGGCACAACUCACACAGGUGAGUUUAUUUUGGCACCACGGUGCUAUUCUAAUGAGUUUUAUGUUAUCCAUUUCAAUCCCGACACGGAUGGUUGUAGAACAGUCAAGGUUGAAUUACACGGAGACUACGGGUUCAAGUAUCGGGAAACAAAAGCAAUGGUUUUUUUGGAUUAUGUAGAGAGUGUUAGGUUGUUGUAG
This is a messenger RNA of Capsella rubella, 1221 nucleotides long. RefSeq names its product F-box protein At4g11590. Gene Ontology annotation, molecular function: protein binding. NCBI's taxonomy places the organism in Eukaryota, Viridiplantae, Streptophyta, Magnoliopsida, Brassicales, Brassicaceae. The record is from RefSeq and is a predicted model, not a curated record.